AGGAACAAAGUGCCCUCCCUGUCCUUCCCUGCGCGUAACGCGUAACGCAGCAGGAGAUAAGUGCGUCACUUUAGGUAUCGUUGUUAUCACGACUUAAAGUCAAUCGCAUGUGCGGCAGUUUCUUGAAAUGUUGGGUGGUCCCAAACCCAAGUGAUGUGUGGGCGUGUGUACAUAGCGGAGAUGAAUGAGGACACCUUUGAGAUCCCUGAGGGGGCAGAGUACCGCUACCUGGUGCAGGAGGAGGAGGAGGUGGAUGUGCAGUACGUCCGGCGGAGGAACUACGUCAGCCCCCUGCUGGUGCUCUCGAAGGGAUGCAUCAGCCUCAUCGGCCUGGCCGUGCUCUCCAUGCUCGGCCUGGCCGCGUACCUGGCCUAUUUGUCCCAGACGCUGCCCCGCAACCUGGCCCGGGUCACCACCGAUGUCGGGGUUUUCGAGGGGAGACACGAGGACGGGGCCUACUCCUUCAGGGGCAUGAGCUACGCCUCCCCCCCGACGGGCCGGCUGCGCUGGGCCCCCCCGGCCAGGCCGACCAGGUGUACCGGGGUGGGGGACGCCAGCCGCCUCCGCGGCGUCUGCCCCCAGCGGGACCGGGCCGGCCAGAGGGUGGGCAGCGAGAGCUGCCUGUUCCUCAACGUGUGGACCCCCUCGCUGGAGCCGGACGCCGCUCUGCCCGUGGUGGUCUGGAUCCACGGGGGGUACCUGACCUCGCUCAGCGGGGGGGAGCCCGGGUACGCGCCCUCAGCCCGGCUGGCAGCUGAGACGGGGGUGGUCUACGUCAGCUUCAACUACCGGCUGGGUGCCCUGGGGUUCCUGGCCCUGGAGGUUCUGAGGGAGGGCAGCCCCACCAACACCUCAGGGAACUAUGGCUUCAUGGACCAGAUCGCGGCCCUCCAAUGGGUUCAGAGGAACAUCCACGCCUUCGGAGGCGACCCAGGGAGCGUGACCAUAUUUGGACACAGCUCUGGGGGCACCUCGGUGUGGACUCUGCUGAAGUCGCCCCUGGCUAAGGGUCUGUUCAGCGCCGCAGUGGUCAUGAGCGGCUCCACGGUCCAAAACGCGUCGCUGGCGAAGGCUGAGGCAGACAACCUGGUGUUCCUGCGGAAGACGGACUGCACCGACCUGGCCUGCCUCCGACGUCUGUCCGUCACACAGAUCGUACAGGCCAGCCCGUGGGAGGAGUACCCGUCCUGGGCUGGAGACGGUAUGAUGGACCUGCCCACCAAAGGGAAGUUCUACGGCCCCCUGGUGGUCGUGGACGGACACGUCCUCCCUGACGCCCUAGCGGAGGGUGGAGGAGGAUUUUACAACGACGUGCCGAUCGUGGUGGGCACGACGGAGCAGGAGGCGGACUUUAGCCCUUCUUCUGCAAACAUCUCUCUCUGGACUUGGGAUGACUACCAGUGGUUUGUUACCGACAAACUGAAACCCUUCGGUGAGGACCUUCCCAAGGACGCUCUGGACCUUUACCCCAGCUCAGCACCCUGUCCCACCCUGGACCGCUGUCCUGAGCGGGCCUACACCACCAUGGUGUCGGACAUGAGGGUGACCUGCCCCAGCAACGAGGAGGCCUCCAGGGCAGCAGCGGCCCUGAGCAGUCCUGUGUAUCGCUACGUGGUGACGCACACACCGUCCAGCGCGGUGAACCCCUCGGGCCAGGACCUGGUGCCCUACAAAAGCCGCUUCUCCUUCCACAUGCUGGACGCCCUGGCCUUCUUCGACGGCCUGGGGGCCCUCCUGGAGAAGCCCCUCUCCCCAAAUGACACGGAGUUCCAGCUCCUCUUCAGACACCACCUCGUCCACUUUGCCAGAACUAGGAAGAUGGUGGACGAGUGGCCAGAGUUCCCAUCAGCCACUGCUCUCCUGUCCAACCGGCUGAAGGUGGUCCAGAGCUACUCUGAUGAGCGCUGUCGCCUGUGGCAGGACAAUGGCUUCGAGGCCUACGCCUGGGUCAACUGA
Molecule: messenger RNA, 1956 nt
Organism: Gadus morhua (Atlantic cod)
Lineage: Eukaryota; Metazoa; Chordata; Actinopteri; Gadiformes; Gadidae
Product: fumonisin B1 esterase
Exons: 11
Coding region: 154-1956 (600 amino acids)
Source: RefSeq, a predicted model, not a curated record